Closterium sp. Naga37s-1 is the source of this 588-nucleotide messenger RNA. The record is from the annotation of a GenBank genome assembly. NCBI's taxonomy places the organism in Eukaryota, Viridiplantae, Streptophyta, Zygnematophyceae, Desmidiales, Closteriaceae.
AUGUGUCUCGGAGCCAGUCGCGACAAGGCGCGGGCGGUCAUCGGCAACGCCGACUACGCCGGUAGCGACGCCAACGUGGCGAUGGGCUAUUCGCAGGCGACGAACGCCACGUUCAUGUACAUCGGCGGCGCCAGAAUCAAAGGCCCUCGUCGCUGCGUUCCGCCGGGUCAAUUGGGUGUGUACACCUACUACCCCUCAACGAACAAAUUCGUUAAGGGCGAUUUGCGCAGCCUACCUGAGCGUGUAGUGGACUCGUCAUACGUUGUCUCCCUGACAGUGCCAUCCGCGUUACAAGUCGCCCCGCAAGUGACUUUGGACGUGUCGAACAUGUAUCCCACGGCACUCGAGUUUGACGCUGCAGGAACAGUAUCAGCCCCUCCCAUGACGCAGGCCAAUUUCACCGUCUCUGGAGCAGAUCUUUCCCCUCCAGCCGACCCGUAUGGAAUGGUUUCUGCUUACCUUGAGCAAUACGGUGCCAAAGCUGACGCUAACGACCUCUCGGGCGCUAUACUGGCGUCGGCGAAGACUUCUCGCUACACGAUCCGAUUCGCUAUCGACGAUGGGGACGUGUGUGCGAUACGUCUAUAA